CAGCGAUACCACAUAACACAUCGGUAAGUCAAUUACCCUUUCACGAUCAACCAUCAACAUAAAAUCAUUCACUCGACCGCGCUCCAUCGAAAUAUCCUCUUUUCAUCGAUCGUUUACUGACCGCGCAACCCCUCUGCUUCAGCAAUCAUGGGUAAAGGAAAGCCUCGUGGUCUCAACGCGGCCAGAAAACUACGACUGCACCGAAAGGAGCAGAAGUGGGCUGAUCUCGGAUACAAGAAGCGCGCUCUCGGUACCGCUUUCAAGUCCUCGCCAUUCGGUGGUUCCUCCCACGCCAAGGGCAUCGUCCUCGAGAAGGUCGGUGUCGAAGCCAAGCAGCCCAACUCCGCCAUCCGAAAGUGUGUCCGUGUACAACUUAUCAAGAACGGCAAGAAGGUUACUGCUUUCGUCCCCAAUGACGGUUGCUUGAACUUCGUGGACGAGAACGACGAGGUCCUACUUGCUGGUUUCGGUCGUAAGGGCAAGGCCAAGGGUGAUAUUCCCGGUGUGCGAUUCAAGGUCGUCAAGGUCUCCGGUGUCGGUCUAUUGGCCCUAUGGAAGGAGAAGAAGGAGAAGCCCCGCUCAUAAGCGGUCGGCUGGGGACGAAGAAAUGGAGUAAAACGUGCAACGAGAGAAGGUUCAUUGGGCAUGCGGAGUCGAUACGGCUUGCUUUGUUUCAUCACGGCAUCAUAGGUUCGGGCCUUGAUACUCAUUCACCGGUAGACGAGAUCCACGAAAAGAGAUCUUAAGUCGCCAAAGCAAAA
Annulohypoxylon maeteangense is the source of this 761-nucleotide messenger RNA. RefSeq names its product 40S ribosomal protein S23. Gene Ontology annotation, molecular function: structural constituent of ribosome. Gene Ontology annotation, cellular component: ribosome; cytosolic small ribosomal subunit. Gene Ontology annotation, biological process: translation. Lineage: Eukaryota; Fungi; Ascomycota; Sordariomycetes; Xylariales; Hypoxylaceae. The coding region runs from base 148 to 585 and encodes 145 amino acids. The record is from RefSeq and is a predicted model, not a curated record. The transcript is spliced from 2 exons.